CCGCCUGAAGCCAGCAGCCCCUCCCUGCUUGUAGCAGCGGGCGAAAAGGGAAAGCUCAGCCUGCCCUUUACGAGAAGGGACGCUCAGCAGCCUGUGCCGCGCUCCUGCCUUCUCUGCGCGCCAUGGUGGUCUAUGAGUGCCUAGCGGUGGGGUUCGCCAUAGCCUGCAUAAUCCAGAUAAUUCGCUGUAUCCGAGCUGACAGCGAUCUCACCGUGCAGUGGGCAGAAUGGUGGGGCAAGAAGCCUGAAAAGGAACUGCCUAGGAAAGUUGUCUGGGUGACUGGUGCCUCCAGUGGAAUUGGAGAAGAGUUAGCCUACCAGCUGGCCAAGAUUGGCUCAUGGCUUGUGCUGUCAGCAAGAAGAGAGAAUGAACUGGAGAGAGUGAAAAGGAAGUGUCUUGAGAUCAGCAGCUUAAGUGAUAAAGAUAUCUUCAUUUUGCCACUUGAUUUGACUGACAGGGGAUCCCAUGAAUCUGCCACAAAGACUGUUCUUCAGCAUUUUGGAAGGAUUGACAUUUUGGUGAACAACGGCGGACGUUCCCAGCGUUCUCUUUUUGUAGAUACAAGCGUUGAAGUUUAUAAAGCUAUAAUGGAACUCAACUAUCUUGGCACUGUCUCCUUAACCAAAUUUGUCCUGGACCACAUGAUCCAAAGAAAACAGGGCAAGAUUGUCACAAUGAGCAGCGUGAUGGGUGUCAUGGGAGCUCCCUUGGCGACUGGGUAUUGUGCUAGCAAACAUGCUCUGCAGGGCUUCUUUAACUCUCUUCGGCCUGAGGUUUCGGAUUAUCCUGAGAUAAGUAUAAUCAACAUCUGCCCAGGACCUGUCCAGUCACAGAUCAUCCAAAAUGUCUUUACUGAAGAAAUUUCAAAGGUUAAUAAAAACGUUGGGGACCAAUCUCACAAAAUGACAACUCAUCGCUGUGUUCGCUUAACUCUGGUUAGCAUGGCUAAUGAUGUGAAGGAAGCCUGGCUCAGUGACCAUCCCUACUUGGCAGUUUGUUACAUGUGGCAGUAUGCGCCCACCUGGGCAUGGUGGCUAUUGAACCGCAUAGGAAAGAAGCGGAUCGAGAACUUCAAGAGUGGAGUGGAUGCUGAUGUUUCUUAUUACAAAAAGUCUUCCUAAGGAAAAGGAGCAGCCCAGCUUUCUUUUGAACCUGAACCAGCAUAAGGAAGAGAGAACCUCUACUUGAAAAGUUGAUAGUUUUCUUUUGCAAAUGCUUUGGCAAGAAAUAACACUAAAGUGUGCAGUAUGACUUAUGUAUCUGUAUAAAGCUUCUGACUUGGCAGCAUGCGGUGGCUACCCAAAGAAAGUUCCUUCACUUGUUGGCUGUUCAUGGCAUUCUUCAACAUAUACACCAAUAUGAUGAUUCAAACCUUUCUUUCUUCCAACCCAUCUCCUUAAAUACUGACUGGGUUUAUGUAACACUAGCCUAUAACAUGGUUUGGUUAUGACUUACUGCAGGAAUGUGCAGCUUCCAUUGGCUUGGGACCCACACAGGCUUUUCUCAGGAUGUCAGGGACUGUACUUCUACAGUGGAUUGGCCAGGAUCCAUUUUCAGGGGUCCCAUGGAUGCCUUAAGCCUCUGUAAUGUUUAAAGUGCUUAUUUUACCCAGUUAAACCCCCCCUUCCAAAAUGCAAAAAGAGCAAUAUUUUUGGCCCCACCCAGUCAGGAGAGGGACUGGGGAUGGGAAGAUGGAUGGCAAUGGGCCACAAGCAAGACCCAGCCACAUUCUUAAUGUGCUAUAUGAACCGUGGUGAUGGUUCUCUUAGUAAAUAGCUAAGUAUAAUAUAUGAACUCAGUAACUGUUUUGAAGCCUUUAGUUACACUUAAAAAAAACACGGUUGCUCCAUUUAAACCUUUCGUAGAAUAACUUCUUAAUGACUUGGGGAGAAUCAAAACUCCCAUCUGCUAUUUCCAGCUCAACACUGAAAUACUGAAAAUUUAACGAUGCUUGGAGUUACACUGUAUGAUUUACAGUUCUACUGACUGCAGGUGAAUGGAAUUCUUUGUCGUUGUGACAGAGGAAACUAAAUGCCUUUUAUAAUACCUCUCCCACAAGCAGUACAGCCCUAUGAGGAUGCUAAAUCUGUUUUGCCAGGUUCCUCACACCUACAAACCUGGGUGUCAGGUAGUAUAUUUGUCUCCCAUUGUGACCUGGCCUGCUUUUUUGUGUAGCCUCACCGACUUCUUCUGUUGACCUCCAUUUUUUUCCUCAUAGGUAGGUAGGUAGGAUUUGUUUCUAAGUAGGAGCAUGGUGGCAAGUUUCUCUGCCUCUCUGUUGCACAAGCACAUUGGAAACUUUUCCACCUGUCAAAUAUUAUUGAAACGUGACAUCUCUUUCCCCUAACAUUCAAUUUGUAAUUCUUAACAAAUGUUUCUUUUUCAAGAUUGAACAGACAUUAAAUAUUUUUCAAGUAUCCCUUUCAUAAUACAAAUAUACAAUGUGUACAAAUGAAGAAAAUAAACUUGUGCUAUAGCA
Molecule: messenger RNA, 2479 nt
Organism: Candoia aspera
Lineage: Eukaryota; Metazoa; Chordata; Lepidosauria; Squamata; Candoiidae
Gene: DHRS7
Product: dehydrogenase/reductase 7
Exons: 7
Coding region: 123-1121 (332 amino acids)
Molecular function (GO): oxidoreductase activity
Source: RefSeq, a predicted model, not a curated record